Saccharomyces cerevisiae S288C is the source of this 1533-nucleotide messenger RNA. RefSeq lists its product as uncharacterized. Gene Ontology annotation, cellular component: endoplasmic reticulum membrane. The transcript has a single exon. The coding region runs from base 1 to 1533 and encodes 510 amino acids. Lineage: Eukaryota; Fungi; Ascomycota; Saccharomycetes; Saccharomycetales; Saccharomycetaceae. The record is from RefSeq and is marked reviewed.
AUGACUUCAUCUCUAGAUGAUAUAGAACCAACAGCAUAUAAUAAUAUGGAAGCGGACGAGGAAUAUUGCAGACGCAACGAUAUACAUGACCUUUCCAGCGUGGUCGGUGAUGCUGUCUCACAAGGUGUGCCAGACAUGGAUGGUCAAACAACGGAUUCUUCGAAGGACCCUGAGCCAAAUUCCGAGGAUAAGAAAGCGUUUCCUCCUUCGAGUGGCUCAUUUUUUUCUCCUAAUCUACAGGGUCAAAGGAAGAAAGUUCUUUUAAAGUUUGUUUUCACAAAUUGCUUACUGGCCAUAAUUUGCUUUACAAUGUUUGUGUUGUUCUGGGGGGCUCUUUACGACACCAGCAAGUAUCUACACAAAGUUAAGCUUCUGGUUGUUAUCCAGGAACCCCCUGUGGUAAUUUUGGAUAAUAACAGUUCCAUGGUAGUGCCCUCCAUAUCGUAUGCUUUGCCUACUUUUAUCAAUAAAAUACCAUGUGAUUGGGAUAUUUAUAACAGUCCUACCUUCCAGGCCAAGUUCGACGUAAAUACGCCACAGCAAGUCAAUGACAAGGUUGUCGAUUUGGUUUACGACGAAAAAUACUGGUUUGCCAUUAAUAUCAAGCCAAACGCCACGGAGACUCUAUUUGAAUCACUAAUCAACGAUACCGCACCACUAUUCAAUUCUACGCUGUUUAAUCAGGUGGUAUAUGAAACUGGUAGAGACCCGACAAACCUAAAAUCAACGAUUUUACCGGUUGCUCAGACCAUUGAAGAGUACUACCAUACAUUCUACACACUAAAUUAUCUGCCGCCGUUAUUGACAAACAUAACCCAGGUAUAUCGUUAUGCACUAACUAACAAUGCAAGGUAUAUCGCUGCAGCAGGUAAAUAUAACUACGAAUACUAUGACCACAGACCAUUCACAGACCGUAUUCUACUGGCACCCACACAAAUCGGUGUUGUUUACUGUUUACUGCUAACUUUUUUCCAAUUUCUAUUGUACGGCCCAUUACACGUAGAAAUGGCAAAAGUGCUAAGACCAGCCAACGGUUUAAUUUACCGUAUCGCUAUGUCAUGGUUCACCUUUUUCUUUGCGUCUUUGUUCUUCUGCACAACAACCGCCAUCUUUCAAGUCGAUUUUACCAAGUCCUUUGGUAGAGGUGGCUUCGUCGUAUAUUGGAUGUCUACGUGGCUCUUCAUGCUUGCUGCGGGAGGAGCUAACGAAAAUGCGGUUAUGCUUGUUAUUACGUUAGGACCCCAGUAUCUCGGGUUCUGGAUCCUAUCAUUUGUCAUUCUCAAUAUUGCACCUUCUUUCUUCCCAUUAGCGCUAAACAAUAAUGUUUAUAGAUAUGGGUACAUGAUGCCCGUUCACAACGUCAUCGAUAUCUACAGGGUUAUUUUUUUUGACGUGACAAGACGCAAGAUGGGUCGGAAUUAUGGUAUUUUAGUCGCACUCAUUGCCUUGAAUACGGCACUGUUACCAUUUGUUGGCAAGUAUGCUAGUAGAAAACUAAAACAGAAGGCUUUAGUGGCAGCAAAGCAGAGUUAA